UACACCUUAACAGUAUUUAGUCUUUCAGCUACAAACCUGGUAUAUCUCUCCAUUAAUUUAUGCCUUUAAUUUCUGUCUCAAUGGUUUUGUGGUUUCUAUUGUAUAAAUCUCAAGCACAUUUUUGUUAGAUGUGUUUGACAGUCUUUAAAAUGCCAUAGUAGAUGGAAAAGGACAAAUACCUAAGUAUCCGUAUUUUGUUGCUGAUAUUUACAGAUGCACAAUGAUGUACAUUGACCCAGCAUCCUACAAACAUUGCUACUAGACUCAGUUUUAAACAGAUGGUGUUACCUGUGAAGAAAGACGGGUUUAUUUCUGCUUAGUCCCCAAUCCUAGUCGUUCCCUGGUGGCAGUGUAGGGCCUCUGUGGAACCUGGACCAGGAAUGAUAACGAGCUUGUGUCCUCACUGCUCUAGGAGAAAUGUUCUCUUUCACCAUUAGAAUGCUGCAGCAUCUUUAAAAAUAGCUCUCCAAUUGGGUUGAGGGGGUUUCCUCAGCUUCCAGUUUUACUGGAAUGUUUUUUUAAAUGGUUAUCAAACGCUUUUUCCUUUGUCUAUUGAGAUCCUCACAUGGCUUUUUCCAUUUUAGCUGAAAUAAGUUACAUUGAUGUUUAAAUGUUAACUAAGCUUUAUUUCUGGAAUAAACUCCACGUGGUGAAGAUGAAGUGUGUCUAUGUGAGGCUCAGCUUGCUAAAAUAUUUAGACUCUGCAUCUGUUCAUGAGUGAUAGUGGUCAUUAGAGACCCCCCUCCCCCCACAAUGUCUGUGUCUGGCUAUAGAGUCAGGAAAACACUGUCUACAUGAAAUAUAUCAGGGUGUCAUCUGUCCUUUGUGGAAGGGUUUGUGAAGAAUUGGUAUUUUGUUUAGAUAUGUGACAGAAUUCAACAAUCAACCCCCUCUAAGCUUUGGUCUUUCUUUGCAUGUUUUUUUUAAUUUAAAUUUUUACUUUUUAGCUUUUUCUCUAUAUAUCCAUUUAAGUUAAUUUUCUAUAAACAGUACAUGUCAUUUGUAGUCCUAUAUUGGUUUAGAUUGUCAUGGAUUAUAGCUGAGGCUUGGGUCUGAACAGGACUCUGGGCAAAGUGGGGCAGUGGAAUUACCAUGAUUGAUUUAGUCCAGAGUAUCUUAAGUGUGUUCCUUGACACCAGAGAUAUCAUCAUUGCCGGGGAACUUGUUAGACAUUUAGAUUCUUUGAACUUACCCUGAACCUACUGACUCAGAAAACUGGAGUUCUGUAUGCUCGAGCAAUUGCGCUUGAAGUACCAAAGAGUAAGGGCAAGUGUCCAGCCUGAACUCUACUUGGACCAGAGAGAAGUACCUGGUACUGGACACGACAGUAGUCUCUAGGCAAGGACUGGUGGAGGGAAUGUUACCCACCUGUGUCAAUGGAGGGCAGAGGUGGAGCCAUGGAAUCCAAAAUGGUGGACCAAUGGGUGCUUAGUGGCUUUCGGACUGUGAGCCUCACUCUGAGAAAAGGAUGAUGUAUUGCAGUUACCAUGAAAUUAGAUAUUUUAGGUUCCUCAUCUAUAACAGGAGUCAGCAAAAGAGAAAGUCAACCUGCCACCACCACCCCGCUUUGUAUGGCUUCUUACAGUUUUCAAUGAUGGAAUGCCAACUUUCAAAAAAAAAAUGUGAAAAUCGCUGGAUAUAAACAUUUGUUUUUCAGACAAGGUCUCACUGUGUAGCUGUGGCAUUCUGGAACUUGCUGUAGGGCCUUGAACUCACAGAUCUGUCUCUGCUUCCCUGAUGCUGGGAUUGAAGUGGUCAGAAUGAAGUCAUGCCUUUUUAGUUAAAUUCUGACCGCAUGAGCAGUGCUUGAGGGCUACAACAGCAGGGUUGAGGAGACAGCAGUGUGAUAGAUUGUACUCUAAAGCCCAAGGGUCAUUACUAGCUAGUCCUUCAUGGAAAUUGUUGGCCAGCCUCUAAGCUAGUGGAGUUGCCAGAGUAGAACACAUCUUCCACGAUACCACUUUAACAGGUGGCUGUCCUGUCUAUGAUACCAAAAGGGUAAUCAUGAAAUUGGGUGUUUCAGGAAUAGAUGCUCGUUAGAAUCGCAGCAACUUGGAAGGAUCCUGUUAGAGACCAGAGAGAUGGCGUUAAUUUCCAGACAUGUCAAGUGCCAGUUUUGUAUUAGAAGCUUCUCUCAAACAGAGCUAAAUGGAUGGGGAUUAGUUGUGUUUUUAAGCUGUUCUCCGCAGGCUUUGGAAAGUGACCUGUUCUAUUUGGGGAUAUUUGCCUGUUAAAAACAACUCUCGGGAGGGACUUUGAAGCAAUCAGAGGCGGUUCUGUCUCUAUGGGAACUGUUGAGUACAUGCUGUUUCCUCCAGAAGAGAGGUCUUUCUCUAAUCUAUAUCCUGCCUAUAAUGUAGAUUUCUUUUUUUUUUUUAAGGUUAUAUAUUGGUACUUCAAAGACAUUCCCCUCAUCAGAGAAAUCCCUGAGUCCUUUACAGUGGUGUAGACACGUCCUAGAUAACCCGACUCCCGAGAUGGAAGCGGCCAGACGUUCCCUGCGAUUCAGACUGGAGCAAGCGAGCCGAUGGAGGAGCCUCUUCUCUUCACCUGCCUCCCUGGCUUUCCCCUAUAGUCCUGUUGCAAGACUCAGCCCUUAUAGCAAUGGCAUUAGCACUCCCAGCUCUAAAACCUCCAACAAAGCAAUACUAACACCUGAGAGAACAGGUUACGUCUCCAGGGGCUCCCCCCUUAGUCCCCAGUCGUCCAUUGACAGUGAGUUGAGUACUUCAGAGUUGGAAGACGAUUCUAUAUCCAUGGGAUAUAAGUUACAGGACCUCACUGAUGUUCAGAUCAUGGCUCGUCUGCAAGAAGAGAGUCUCAGGCAAGACUAUGCUUCCACCUCAGCAUCCGUGUCCAGACACAGUUCCAGUGUAUCACUGAGUUCAGGAAAAAAAGGGACAUGUAGUGAUCAAGAAUAUGAUCGGUACAGCCUGGAGGACGAGGAAGAAUUUGACCAUUUGCCACCACCUCAGCCUCGUCUUCCGAGGUGUCCGCCUUUCCAAAGAGGAAUUCCCCACUCACAGACUUUCUCCAGCAUUCGGGAUUGUAGGAGGAGCCCCAGUUCCCAGUAUUUCCCUUCAAAUAAUUUCCAGCAGCCGCAGUAUUAUUCACCUCAAGCCCAAACUCCAGAUCAGCAACCAAAUAGGACCAAUGGAGAUAAGCUACGAAGAAGUAUGCCUAACCUAGCCCGAACGCCAAGCACUCCUGCAGUCGGCAGCAACCUCAGCUCUCCCAUGACCGUGAGGAGCAGUCAGAGUUUCGACUCAAGCUUGCAUGGAGCUGGAAGUGGGGUUUCAAGGGUGCCAUCCUGCAUCCCAUCACCAGGACAGAUUCAACACAGAGUUCACAGUGUGGGGCAUUUCCCGGUGCCUGUGCGGCAGCCUCUGAAAGCCACAGCCUACGUGAGUCCAACGGUUCAAGGCGGCGGCAGCAGUGGCGGCAGCAGCAGCAGCAGCAGCAGCAUUCCUUUAUCCAAUGGCCUGCAGCUCUACGGCAACACUGGAAUCCCUACUCCCAACAAAGCUGCAGCUUCUGGGAUCAUGGGCCGCAGUGCCCUUCCAAGACCUUCACUGGCAAUAAAUGGGAGCAACCUGCCUCGGAGCAAAAUUGCACAACCUGUCAGAAGCUUCCUGCAGCCCCCAAAGCCCCUGUCUUCACUCAGCACACUGAGGGAUGGGAACUGGAGAGAUGGUUGCUACUGAUGCAGUUUUAUGGACCCUUGAAGAAUGAGAAAGAAGUGAAAAUGAGGGUUGUGUUACCCAGCUGGCUGGGUAGCAUUGGAUGCUGGGAUAUUCUUUCCCUUUCACAUUUUAACACGUGUACUGCAUUGUUUUCCAGUGGACCAAUCACCAGAGACUAACGAUUGCACUUCCUCUCUGCCUGAGAUGCUGCAGCAUUCUCAAACCCAUGGUCUGGUCGCAGCAUUGUUCCACUUAGAUCUAGGAAGUUUUUGUAUACCUGUUCUGUACCUGAAUCCUAUUUGAGAGAACUGAGGCGUAUCAAUGAUGCUUUGCCAUAUGAGGGUUUUAAAGUACCUUGUUCAUUUUACUCACCUGUUCUAAACAUCUUUCCAUUACAUGUUCUGCGUUUUAAAACAUGCAUAUUUACAGCUAGGUUCUAUAACAUGGUUUGAAUUUUAAUUUUUUUUUAUAGUUUACAGGAAUUUUAUUUUUUUGUGCCUAUUUCUUUUUAUGCCUAUGUGAACCACUAUGGAACAACUUAAAUUUUGUGCCAUAAAAAUAUUUUUGUGGUAAGGUACUAUUUUUUUAGCUCUAGGGGAUAUAUCAGCAAAGAUACACCAUACAAUUUGAGACAUAAUUUUACGUUGAUGAGCACAAUUUAACCUAAAGCAUUGCAAGGAGACUGCCAGACGGCAGAGUUAAACGGUCUUGUCUUUUUCAUUGUUAAUUUAUUGUCUUACAUGAGUUUCAUAUUUAUGAUAUCACAAGCACAUUGCACUUAAGACCUGCAAUGUUUGCUACUCAACCACAAUUGAUUUUCAAUCCUUUAUUACAAAGGAUGAAACUGUAAUGUUUUAUUAACAGUGCUUCUGGAAAUGAAUGCAUUUUAAAGCAAAUAAAUCUUUUUGAUAGACCUUUUACAAAACCCAUUUGCACUAAUGAAUGCUUUCUUACGGUCUGUGACUUACUAUUUGUUACUGUGUACAUGGCUGUUUUGGAAUGUUGAGAAAUAAAGACUCUAUUUCAGCAAUAUCAGUCAUGAGACGUUUCAGCCAAGGUUUAAAGAAGGCAUAUAGUUUAUUCACUCACUUUUAAUGUUCUUUUGUGCAGUUCUGCAUAGAGUUCAAAGGGCUUUUAAAAAUAAGGGUCACCAAAAAUGAAGAGUGGGUGCAUGGAGAUGGAUAUAAAAGUGGAAAUAAUAAUUAUCAAAAAUGUCUUUCAUGAUAACAGCCAUGUUAAGUGUUUUGUGUACAUCGGUUGAAUUCUAUACCUAACAGUCACCCACUGUUACUCCCACUGUAAAGAUGAAGAUCCUGAAUCCCAGAGAGGUGAUAAAAAAAGAAAAGGUCAAAAAUGGUUGGCCUUUGAGAGCAUUUGGCACAAACCAAAUUUUGUUCAUGUCCUUCUAACUCAGAAGUCUUUUCUUCACUACAUGUUCUUUGCUGUGAACGUGUGUAGUUAACAAAUGUAUACGUACAUGUACCAUAUACAUGAUAUUUAUUAAUAUAUUCCACCCUGAAGAAGUUAAAGGAUUCAAUUGGCUCUCAGUUUGGCUGUUUAUACUUUUUAAGUGCUAGCUCCUUUUGUGGAUUAGAAGGGAAGGUCUCUUCAUCUUGGAUUUUAUACUCUUGUUCUUAAACAGAGAGUGUAAAACCUUAAAUAAGUUAGCAAACCAUAGUGUGCUCCAUCCUGAGAGCCAUGGAGGGAAAGGAGCUGUGGGUGGGGACGCAAGAGAGCACAGGCCUCCUACAAACCACACUCAAAGGGGCA
This is a messenger RNA of Cricetulus griseus (Chinese hamster), 5453 nucleotides long. The record is from RefSeq and is a predicted model, not a curated record. Lineage: Eukaryota; Metazoa; Chordata; Mammalia; Rodentia; Cricetidae.